Molecule: messenger RNA, 2010 nt
Organism: Pocillopora damicornis (cauliflower coral)
Lineage: Eukaryota; Metazoa; Cnidaria; Anthozoa; Scleractinia; Pocilloporidae
Product: DNA damage-regulated autophagy modulator protein 1
Source: RefSeq, a predicted model, not a curated record
UGUUUAUGAGUUCAUACCUUAUUUUAGUAUGUUCUUCGCCAUAACUUUAGAAAAUGAGAUGACUCUGAGAAGCAUGUGAGCUAUAAAAACUAUCUAUCGGGUAUUUUUUGGUCUAUCAAUUCAUUUACUUCCGAAGGGCAACGAUGUGUAUCCGCUGUGGCCUUGGAGUACUUCCAUUUCUUUUAGCUGUGCUCUCAGCUAUCACCUUCGUGAUUACCUACAUUAUUUCCCGUGUACGCAACGACACUUCGUGGUUCCCAACUAUCAGCGACACUGCGAGUCGCCGGCCAGAGAGCAACGUUUUCGGACUGCUGUUUAAUUUUUGUUCUCUUCUUGCGCUCUUCACAACUUUUGUGCGGUAUCUUCAGUUGAGACACGAUGCUGAUUGGAAUGAGAGAGAUAGGGCUCUUCUUAUCAGGCUCAACAAAUUGGCUGCGAUGCUUGGUGUAGCUGCAAGUCUUGGUGGAAGCAUAGUGGCCAAUUUUCAGGAAGAUGCUGUCUCAUUUAUCCACACUAUCGGUGCACUCCUUAUUUUUGUGGGAGGUAUUUUGUAUUGCUGGGUUCAAUCUUUUAUUUCUUACAAGAUGAGCGCUUGUGGUGUGAUCACACACAGUCUUUUUAUCUUACGAGUGGCCAUUGCUAUUGCUGUUACAAUCUUCUUCGCCAUAUGUGUUACAGCUACCUCGUAUGCUGGUGUAAAAGGAGUUCGUUACAACCUGGACCCCUACAAAAAGAUGCCACGCUGGACUACAGCAGACAAAAACUACAUUUAUCAUGUCAUUGGAGAUGUUUCUGAAUGGCUCACAGCAUUAACUCUUUUGGGCUACUUGUUCACAUAUUUUGGAGAGUUCAGGUUUGUAAAGAUGAAGAUUGUGGUGUCAAGACAAACACAACAUCCUGUACCUCUAGCAACUGGAAUGGGUUCAGAUGAUAGUCUCCAUGCCUCACUAUAUGUUUAAUGGAAGUUUCAAGUUACUAAUUGCUUGAAAUGAAGGAUUAUGCUUGGAACGGACUUGAUAUGUUUGUUGAUAUAUAUACAAGUUACCAAAUAGUGCUGUAUUUCUGAUACAAAUUAAUUAAACUAUAUUAGUAUUUCUAGCUUUUGUAAAUAAUGUAUCACACAUCUGUUUAUCUACUGCGGAAAAUUUGAUCGAUCUAUCUGUUUUUCCAGGAAAUAUCCAUACUCCUCACAUGAAAGGUUUCAGCACCCUUCCACCCCACCCCCCCCUCCAACAUUCAUUUAAUGUUUACACCAAUCCUCUGGCAGGGGGAGGGGUACGAGAGGAAAUACUUCUUGGAAUUGCAAAGUGCAUGUUAAGUGUGUUAGUUUUUGAACCAAGUGAUCAAACUUUGCAGUUUGAUAGAAGAGGAUAAAUUUUUUUCUUCUACUCUUCUAUUUCGUAGUUAAUAUCAUGAAAAAUGGUAGUGUUUGAUUGCAUCUGACUACAGAUGAGAGAAAGAUUUUCUCUUUUCAAGUGAGUUGAAAUCUAGCAGCUGAGGAUAAAAAAUGGUUAUGGUAAAUAGUGAGUGCUAACUGCAUAAAUCUUCUGUAGUUUCGUGACUAUCAGAUCAGGAAACCUAUUAUUAUAAUUUUAAGAGCAACAGCACUCAGUCUUGUCCUAUGAAGUUUACAUCACUGCAACUUUUCUUGUAAAUCUAAGGAAUUCAGGAAUGAAAAAUGUGAAAUUUAUACAUCUCCCUAAACCCCAAGAGUAAGCAUAAAGUAACCUCUGUGUACAAAUAUGACUACAUUGUCAAACAGAAAGUCAUGGAAAGAAAUAAGGGAAUCUUGCCUGAUUUAUGAUACAAAUCUCAGAACUUAAGUUUUAUGAAUUGUGUGGGAGACAGCAAGGAGAAUUUAUAUUAAAACCUUAAGGGUUUAGAAUUUGAGGUAGCCCCAGAGGUCUUUGAAGACCAGAACUUCACAUUCCAUUCAAGAGAACUUUGUUAAAAGACUCUGCUUGCUGUCAAACGUUAAUGAUUUUAAAUAAACAAAUGGUUUUCCAAACA